Molecule: messenger RNA, 2601 nt
Organism: Balaenoptera ricei (Rice's whale)
Lineage: Eukaryota; Metazoa; Chordata; Mammalia; Artiodactyla; Balaenopteridae
Product: zinc finger protein 154-like
Biological process (GO): regulation of transcription by RNA polymerase II
Molecular function (GO): RNA polymerase II cis-regulatory region sequence-specific DNA binding; DNA-binding transcription factor activity, RNA polymerase II-specific
Source: RefSeq, a predicted model, not a curated record
UCCCGUUGUGGAGCACGGGCUCUAGGCAUACGGGCUUCAGUAGUUGUGGCUCGUGGGCUCUAGAGUGCAGGCUCAGUAGUUGUGGCACACAGGCCUAGUUGCUCUGUGGCAUGUGGGAUCCUCCCGGACCAGGGCACGAACCCAUGUCCCCUGCAUUAGCAGGUGGAUUCUUAACCACUGCGCCACCAGGGAAGCCCUGUGGUCCAGUCUUGAGAGACAUUUUCCAGUUGGCUGAGCAGCAGGGAACACAACACGGCCAGAAUCUCUUGAGGUGUGGGGCAUGUGCAAAAUGUUUUUAUUUCAGGGUAAGCAAACAACACCAGAAGCAGCACAUGAGAGAAAAACCCUUUUUAGGCAGUGUAGACAAGGCUUCACUUGUGAAGAACUGCAAUUUCCAGGAGUCAGGGAAGCCUUUUACCUGCAGGGAGCUUGGGAAGGACUUCCUAAUCUUGUCAGGACACCUCCAGCAACAGGCCACUCACUCCCAGGAGAAGCCAAACAACAUCUCUGAGUGUGGGGUGACUUAUCAAAGAAGAAAAAAUCAUUAUACCUGGGGAGAAUGCAAGAAAGCCUUUAACCCCCAAAACACACCUGAUCAGGACCAGGGUGUCCACACUGGAAGACAGUGUUUUUGUGUGCCAGGACCCUGGGAAAGCAUUCAGGUUCAAAUCCUUGUAUGUUGUGCAUCAGAAAGUCCACACUAUAGAAGGGCUUUACAUGUGUGGUGAAUGUGGCAAAUCUUUUAAGCGGAGCUCGACCCUCAGUCAACAUGAAAGAGUUCAUACUAGGGCAAGGCAGUACAAGUGCAGCAAAUGUGGGAAAUCCUUUAGCUACAAAUCUUUGCUCGUUUAUCUCCAAAAAAGUCACAUUGGAGAAAAAUGAUACAUGUGCAGUGAAUGUGCACAAUCUUUUAGCUAUAGCUCCAUCCUUACUCAACAACAGAGUGUUCACCCUGGAGAAAGGUCUUAUGAGUGCACUGAAUGUGGGAAGUCUUUUACUGAUAGGUCUGGCCUCCAUUAUCAUCAGAGAGUUCACACUGGAGGAACGCCUUAUGAGUGCAAUGAAUGCAGGAAGUCUUUUACCUAUAGCAAAGACCUCCAUUAUCAUCAGAGAGUUUACGAAGGAGAUAGGCCUUAUGAGUGCAGUGCAUGUCGGAAAUCUUUUACUGCUAGGUCUGGCCUCCAUGAUCAUAAGAGAGUUCAUACUGGAGAAAGGCCUUAUGAGUGCAGUGAAUGUGGAAAGUCUUUUACCUGUAGCACUGGCCUCCAUUAUCAUCAGAAGAUUCACAAUGGAGAACGGCCUUAUGGGUGUAAUGAAUGUGGGAUCUUUACUGCUAGGUCUGGCCUCCGUUGUCAUCAGAGAGUUCACACUGGAGAAAGGCCUUAUGAAUGCAGUGAAUGUGGAAAGUCUUUUACCUGUAGCACUGGCCUCCAUUAUCAUCAGAAGAUUCACAAUGGAGAACGGCCUUAUGGGUGUAAUGAAUGUGGGAUCUUUACUGCUAGGUCUGGCCUCCGUUGUCAUCAGAGAGUUCACACUGGAGAAUGGCCUUAUGAGUGCAAUGAAUGUGGGAAAUCUAUCACCUUCAGCUCCGGACUUUGCUGUCAUCAGAAAGUUCACACUGGUGAAACACCUUGUAAGAGUAAUGAAUGUGGGAAAUCCUUCAGCAAAAAAUCUACUUUCUUUUAACAUCAAAGAGUUCACACUGUGUAAAGGCCUUAGCUUUUAAGGAAAUGUGCGAUUGUCCUGUUGAUUAUAAUGGCACUAAAGGAGCCAUCUCUCUGAGUUCAGUUUUGUACAAAUGUUCACAGUUAGGAGAUCCCCUGUAAGUCUGAGUUAUAUGAAAGCAUGUGUGGCUUGUUAUAUACUCUCUGAUCUGCUCAGGGCUCUUGCCAAAUUUAUGUCACUGCCAAUUUCUAUGGCCAAAGACGUUUUACCUUUACCACCUGGCAGGUCCACACAGUUUGCAUCAGUCACCAUCCCAGUGUGCUCAGGGAAGCUGACCACUGGUCUCCCAUGUAAAGGUUUGUGGAUUCCUGUAGUCUCUCACUGAUAUUCUCCUUAAGGCCGUUACUGCAGAGGCGGGAACACAAAGGUAGUGAAAAUGGAGAUCUGUAGUCCUGGGAUGUGGCUUUGCGGCCCAGUCUGUAUUCCUGUUGAUGUGGUUGGAAACAUCCUUCAUUGCUCACCAAUGUUGGCUUCCACUGAGGCAAGACUGAUUCUCAGAGGGCAUGAGGAGAGACAUGGUGGUCAAUAUAGCAUUCCCAAAUUUAUUUUCUUAAAAGGGAUGCACAGAUUUGUGAAAUGUAAAGCCAUUUUUUAUAGCUUUAUUUAAAAGUAUAAUUUACAUUGAAUUAAACUUUAUACAUUUUCUUAUAUACAUAAUUUAAAGUAUACUAUUUGAUAAGUUUUGAUGUAGGUAUGAACCUGUGAAACUACCAUCAUAGUUAUAAUAAUGGCCAUAUCCAUUGCUGUAUAUUUACCUCACAUCCUUUUAUAAUCUCUCCCUGCCCUUCCCUCCCUCCAAAUAAUCAUUGAUUUACUUUCACUUAAAAUUGAUACCUUUGCAUUUUGUAGAAUUUAUAUGGUGGGAAUCAUUAAAUA